ACAUUUUAAUAUAUGCACCUCGAGCACAGGAAAUGAAGAAGCGUAUGUCAUUAACAUUAGAAUAAACAUUGAUGUGUUGUGUUUGACACUAUAUGCAUCUUUAAUUUAGCUAAGUUUGCACAUACACGAGUGAAUAAUCUGUGCUGAAGUGUGGUCACUGCCCUCGGACGUGUCCGCCUACUGAAUGGGGCAAAGUGGAAGAACUCCUGAAAUCCAGCACUUCCAGCUCCGCCAUAUGCGUGUUGGUCUUUCUUGACUUCUGUCUAAUUCGACAUGAAUGAGUUUAAGCUGUGUGUUUUUGUGACCUGCAUCUCUGUACUGUCCUGAUGGCCACCAAGCUGCUGGACAGACUUCGUCGCUCGCUUUUCAAAGAAGGAGAGCUUCAGGUGGACACCGAUGACACUGAUGACUUUCCAGAAAGCUCGGAACUUGAGGAUGACACUGACAAUAUUUCAGCAAGGCUUAGUGGGACACUCUGCUUUGACGGUGAUGGUGUUCUGGAUUCAGAAGAUGCAGGCGAAACAUCUGACCCAGACAGUGAUUCGGACUGCUUCACAGAGUCCAUAGAUAACGCAUGCAGCAGCACAGAUAUAAGCCCCACUAGCCCGACUCUGAAGGGCUCCAGCAUGCUCACCCGACAGCUACAGGAGAGCUGGAAAAAUCUGCGUGCUCGCUGUGUGUUGGAAAAGCUUCUUUUUGAAGUGACUGAUGCUAGCGUAGUGCAAGAGGCAAACUCCAAAUAUGUGCUUUACACAAUUCAUAUCAUCCAGUCUGGCACAUUUGACAAAGCCCCUGCAGUCAUUGCACGUCGCUACACCGAUUUUGAGCGGCUUCACCAUCUCCUGCGCAGGCAUCACAGAGAAGCAAUGGAAGGAGUCCACUUUCCACGCAAGAAGCUGCGCCGAAAUUUUGCGGCCGAAACCAUUGGCAAGAGGAGCCGUUCUUUCGAACAGUAUCUCUCACACCUGCACUCACUCACUGAAGUGCGAGCUUCACCUGCUUUCCUGGAAUUCUUUUACCUGGGAGAGCUGCGCAGAGGGCUGAUGCUGGUGUGUUCUGGUCGCUACGAGGAAGCGCUGAGCACUCUUGUUAACGCACUGCGCCUCCAGGAGAAACUGGACUCACCACACAAAAUUCACCAACUCUUCACACACUCUGCGGUGGCGAGUUGCUACCAAGAGCUAGAGAGGCUGAGCGAGGCACAGGAGCACUGUGAGCAAGCUCUCAACAAACUGGUUCCCUCAAUAGACCUGCAAAAGACACAGCAAAAAUUCCACCCAUUGCUUGUGCCGCUUCUGCAGACCAAUGUCCGGCUGUGCUGGAAGAUUUCCAAGGACAAGCGACGCUGGGAGGCGCUACUGCUUGAGAUCCAAGCGCUCGGUAUUGAUGUUGAGAAUCAGCCUGAUUUGAAGGAGUGUAUAGUUAAAGAGAACCUUUUAGAAAGUGAGGGAUAGUUCAGGUCAAACUCAUGUAGAGCAUUUUAACACUGAUGAUAGACAGUGUUGAUAGACAGAAUGCAAACUGAGGGAUUCAUUAAUUUGCAGAGAAUAAUCACUAUUUUUUAUCAUGUUCUGCACACUAGUAAGUAGUCACUACAUUCGUCUGAGUUUAUGCAGUGAAUUAAAAAUUGAAAUGGUUCAAGCACAGCCUUAGUAAAAAUCUAUUUAUAUGGAGUAUGAUAUUUUUAUUUUUAUAUUGUACCAAAAUUUUAUUGGGUGCAAAAUAAAGUGCAGUACAAUGUUACAUGAAUGCACACAAUUCAAAUGCAAUAAGGGAAAUAUGUCCAUAGAGAACUUUAAUAUUUACUGAAUGGUUUUUGCCGUUUUUACUCACUAAUUUCCUACUAAUUUCUACUAUAAUUGAGCUAUUACUUCACAGAAAUAUACACUUUAUUGUUUUAUGCUUCAAACUUUAGAUGUUUUUGUGGAUUUCUCUUCAUUAUUGAGAUAAAAAUGAAUUUAUGGUAGUGUUAACUCUAAAUGUAUUGGCAGUUGCAUUUCUAUAGUGAAUCCUUGCAAUCUAUACUUAAUUCAUGUGGUUAAAGAACUGUUGGCUGACAUUUUUUGCAAUAUUUUAUGUACAGUAGAUGUUUUUAAAGAAAUAUUUCAACUAACUGGCACAUAUGCACUAUAUUAUCCUCACCACAAACAACAUUUUGUUUUAUUUAUUAUUAGUAGUAUUUUUUUAAACAAAUGGCUGUAAAUGUUUAAGGCAAAAAGGGAAACAGUCAAAUUCAUGCACUCCUUUUUCAGCCACUUUUAGUUUAUAUAAGACAUGUGAAUGAAUUCCUUUUCUAUUUUCAUUCUAAUAAAAUACAUUUCAUCUGCA
Molecule: messenger RNA, 2328 nt
Organism: Tachysurus vachellii
Lineage: Eukaryota; Metazoa; Chordata; Actinopteri; Siluriformes; Bagridae
Gene: snx21
Product: sorting nexin family member 21
Exons: 4
Coding region: 327-1454 (375 amino acids)
Biological process (GO): protein transport
Cellular component (GO): early endosome membrane
Molecular function (GO): phosphatidylinositol phosphate binding; protein binding
Source: RefSeq, a predicted model, not a curated record